AUGUCUCCUCCCGCCGCCCUCGAGACUGUCAUUGCUCCGGAGGCCCACCCUUCUAAACCCGACACUGCAUCCACUGCAUCCACUUCCACCACCACCACGCCCCGCCACGAAGAACACCAAUACCUCGACCUAAUCCGCUCGAUCCUCUCGCACGGCGAGCACCGCCCGGACCGCACAGGCACAGGGACUUACUCGCUCUUCGCACCUCCUCAACUACGCUUCUCGCUCUCGCGGCCCUCUCCCGACCCCUCGCAGCCCCCCAUCCCGAUCCUCCCACUCCUCACAACGAAGCGCGUCUUCGUACGCGCCGUAAUCGGGGAGCUGCUGUGGUUCAUCGCGGGCAGCACAUCCAGCAAGCCUCUGUCGGACGCCGGGAUCAAGAUCUGGGAGGGCAACGGGUCACGGUCGUACCUGGACAGCGUGGGGCUGGGGCACCGGGCGGAAGGCGACCUGGGGCCGGUGUACGGGUUCCAGUGGCGGCACUUUGGCGCGGCCUACGUCGACGCGGCCACCGACUACGCGGGGCAGGGCGUCGACCAGCUCGCCGAGGUGCUGCACAAGCUCAAGCACAAGCCCUUCGACCGCCGCAUCGUGCUCAGCGCCUGGAACCCCGCCGACCUGCCCCACAUGGCCCUGCCGCCCUGCCACAUGUUCGCCCAGUUCUACGUCUCGUACCCGGCCGCCAAGCGCGGCGUUGACGGGCAGGAGCCGCCGGACGGCCACCGCGGCCGCGGCCGCCUCGACUGCGUGCUUUACCAGCGCUCCUGCGAUAUGGGCCUCGGUGUCCCGUUUAAUAUCGCCUCGUAUGCCCUGCUGACGCAUAUGCUGGCCCAUGCGGCAGACUUGACGCCCGGCACUUUUGUCCAUACCAUGGGCGAUGCGCAUGUGUAUGCGGAUCAUGUCGAGGCGCUGAAGGUGCAGCUGGGCCGCGAACCGAGGGAGUUCCCCGAACUCAGGAUUAAGCGCCCGAGUGGGGGGAGUGUGGAUGGCUGGAAAGUGGAGGAUUUUGAGAUUGUGGGGUAUGAGCCGCAUGGGGGGAUUAAGAUGAAGAUGAGUGUGUAG
Messenger RNA from Aplosporella prunicola CBS 121167, 1062 nucleotides. RefSeq lists its product as uncharacterized. Gene Ontology annotation, cellular component: mitochondrion; cytosol. Gene Ontology annotation, biological process: dTMP biosynthetic process. The record is from RefSeq and is a predicted model, not a curated record. Gene Ontology annotation, molecular function: thymidylate synthase activity. NCBI's taxonomy places the organism in Eukaryota, Fungi, Ascomycota, Dothideomycetes, Botryosphaeriales, Aplosporellaceae. The transcript has a single exon. The coding region runs from base 1 to 1062 and encodes 353 amino acids.